AUGGACAACAAAACAUCUAAACUAGCCUCCAAGUCUACGACUUCAACAGUCUACAUAAAUGAUGAGCAGAUAAGGAUUGUGAUGGUGGGGAAGACUGGAGCUGGGAAGAGCGCUUCAGGAAACACCAUUCUGGGACAGAAGUGCUUUAAAUCUGAGUUCUCCGCUAAAUCUUUGACUACACUCUGUAAAAAGGAAUUUGGUGAGGUGGAUGGACAAAAAAUUGCUGUUAUCGAUUCUCCAGGCCUGUUUGACACCAGGUACACUGAAGAGAAAACAUGUACAGAUAUUGCCCAGAGCAUUGCUUAUGCAUCUCCUGGACCUCAUAUCUUCCUGGUCGUCAUCAGACUGGGCAGACACACAGAGGAAGGAAAGCAAGCAGUGCAGAAGAUUCAGAAAAUCUUUGGUGAGGAAGCCAACAAAUACAGCAUGGUUCUCUUUACCCAUGGUGACCAGCUCAAAGGGAAACCUAUCAAUAAGUUCCUGGAGGAAAGCGAAGAUCUGCAGGGACUUGUGGCCAAAUGUAACAACCAGUACCACGUGUUCAAUAAUGACAUGGAAGAUCCUUCUCAGGUCAGCGAGCUGCUCAAGAAGAUAAAACAAAUAAAUGAACAGAAUGGAGGACACCAUUACACCACUGAAAUGUUCCAAAACGCAGAGAGAGCGAAUGAUGAGGUGAUCAGGAUUGUGAUGGUUGGGAAGACUGGAGCUGGUAGGAGCGCCUCAGGAAACACCAUUCUGGGACAUAAGUGCUUUAAAUCUGAGCUCUCCCCUAAAUCUUUGACACAACACUGUGAAAAGGCUGUUGGUGAGGUGGAUGGACAAAGCAUUGCAGUUGUUGACACUCCAUGCCUGUUUGACACCAACAACGCUGAAGAGAAAACACUUAAAGAUAUUUCCCAGUGCAUUUCUUAUGCUUCUCCUGGACCUCAUAUCUUCCUGGUCGUCAUCAAACUGGGCAGAUUCACAGAGGAAGAAAAGCUAUCAGUGCUCAAGAUUCAGAAAAUCUUUGGUGAGGAAGCCGACAAAUACAGCAUGAUUCUCUUUACCCAUGGUGACCAGCUCAAAGGGAAACCUAUCGAGGAGUUCUUGAAGGAAAGUGAAGAUCUGCAGGAACUUGUGGCCAAAUGUAACGGCCAGUAUCACGUGUUCAAUAAUGAGGUGAAGGAUCGUUCUCAGGUCAGCGAGCUGCUCGAGAAGAUCAGAAAUAUAAAUGGGCAGAAUGGAGGAAGCUACUACACCACUGAAAUGUUCCAAAAGGCAGAGAGAGUGAUUGAAGAAGAGAUGCAACGAGUGAUCAGGAUUGUGAUGGUGGGGAAGACUGGAGUCGGGAAGAGUGCCUCAGGAAACACCAUUCUGGGACAAAAGUGUUUUAAAUCUGAAUUCUCCCCUAAAUCUUUGACUACACAGUGUGAAAAGGCUUUUGGUGCGAUGGAUGGACAAUUGGUUGCUGUUAUUGACACUCCAGGUCUGUUUGAUACCAGGAACACUGAAGAGAAAACAGUUAAAGACAUUUCCCAAAGCAUUGCUUAUGCUUCUCCUGGACCUCAUAUCUUCCUAAUCGUCAUCAAACUUGGCAGAUUCACAGAGGAAGAAACGCAAACAGUGCACAAGAUUCAGAAAAUCUUUGGUGAGGAAGCCUACAAAUACAGCAUGGUUCUCUUUACCCAUGGUGACCGGCUCAAAGGGAAAUCUAUUGAGGAGUUCUUGGAGGACAGUAAAGAUCUGAAGGAACUUGUUGCCAAAUGUAACGGCCAGUACCACGUGUUCAAUAAUGAGAUGGAGGAUCGUUCUCAGGUCAGCAAGCUGCUCGAAAAGAUUAAAAAAAUAAAUGUGCAGAAUGGAGGAAGCUACUACACCACUGAAAUGUUCGAAGAGGCAGAGAGAGUGAUUGAAAUGGAGAAACAAAGAAUUCUCAAAGAAAAAGAAGAGCAAAACCACAAAGAGCUGGAAGAACUUAUAAAGAAUCUAGAGGAAAAGUAUGAGCGACAGAUAAGGGAGGAGAAGGCUGACAGAGACAGGGAGAAAAAGUUGAGGGAAGCUCAUGAAAGAGAAAAGGAGGAAGAAAAAAAAAAAACAAAAAAAAAACAGGAAGAGCAGGCCAGACGAGAAGCUGAGGAAAGCCCCUCAUUAAUACAGUGGUUAAUUAGGGGUAUGAUAGAAGCUGUUAAAUUUGUUAAUGUACUUUCUGACUUAGUGAAAAAGUUUUAA
This is a messenger RNA of Scomber japonicus (chub mackerel), 2208 nucleotides long. Its product is annotated as GTPase IMAP family member 8-like. Gene Ontology annotation, molecular function: GTP binding. The record is from RefSeq and is a predicted model, not a curated record. The transcript has 4 exons. Lineage: Eukaryota; Metazoa; Chordata; Actinopteri; Scombriformes; Scombridae. Bases 1 to 2208 code for a protein of 735 amino acids.